AUGUCCACUGCCGUCUUACAGCGCAAUGGCAACGGGUUGCCACGCGCGCGCGCUGUGAAAAAGGCCGAGGAGGGUGUUGUGACACCUACUUUAGAUAGAAUCGCAUCUGUUGAUUCAAGUGGUCGCUCAACCCCCAUCGCCGAUGAUGCGCCCCCCUCAGUACAUUCGAUAUCUACCGCCAGAAAACAGGCGCGAGCUCGGACUCGCUUGUUCUACACCAUCAAUUAUACUCCUCGCGUAUCGCAUUUCGACCCCAGAAGCGACCAUCACAAUUUCCGCGGCUUCUUCACCCUGUUCUGGAUUGCGCUGUUUAUCAUGGUGGUCACGACUGUGCUCCGGAAUAUCAAGGAUACUGGUUCCCCAUUGAGAGUGAGGAUGUGGGGUCUGCUGUCGGCGAACGUGUGGGAAUUGGGCCUCAGCGACCUCGCGAUGGUUGUCAGCAGUGGGCUCGUCGUGCCGCUACAUCAUCUGUUUAGGAGCAACGGUUUGCUGCGGUGGGGGCGCGCUGGUAUGAUUGUGCAGAGUCUCUUCGAAGCAACAUGGCUUGUGCUGUGGAUCAACUGGCCUUUUAUGAUGCGCUGGACCUGGACAGCCCAAGUUUUCUUGACUCUACAUACCCUUGUCUUUCUCAUGAAGAUGCAUUCAUAUGCGUUCUACAAUGGACAUCUGAGCGAAACGGAGCGUCGACUGGCUUCACUAGAUAAACCUGGCUCGGUUUCACUCGAUGCAGCGGUCCGAUACCCAGACCCGGAACCUCGCGGACACCCGACACACCCGCAUAGCGGCCGUACACGAUCUAAAUCGGUCACCGAAUUGCGCGAGGAUCUGGCGUCUGAAUUAACUUCACCCCUGGGACGCGUGACCUAUCCACAGAACCUCUCCCUCACCAACUACCUCGACUACAUCUUCUGCCCGACGCUCUGCUAUGAGCUGGAAUACCCUCGGAACAAGAACAGACAAUGGACUGAGUUGGCCGCCAAAGCUCUGGCGGUCUUCGGCUGCAUCUUCCUCCUAACCCUGACGAGCGAGGAAUUUAUCGUGCCUGUCCUGAGCGAGGCCAGUGCCGAACUACACCUGGUACACGGCGCCUCCGAAAAGGCAUUGAUCCUGGCCGAGACCAUCAGCAUGCUCCUGUUCCCAUUCAUGAUCACAUUCCUGUUAGUCUUUCUGGUCAUCUUCGAGUACGUGCUCGGCGCAUUCGCAGAGAUCACCUGCUUCGCCGACCGCCAGUUCUACUCGGACUGGUGGAACUCCUCUGACUGGCUCGAAUUCUCCCGCGAAUGGAACAUCCCCGUUCACCACUUCCUCCGCCGCCACGUCUACUUCCCUUCGCUGUCAUACUUCUCCCAGCCCGUAGCCAUGUUCAUCACGUUCCUCGUGAGCUCCGUCUUCCACGAGCUCGUCAUGGGCUGCAUCACCAAGAAGUUGCGCGGCUACGGCUUCCUAGCCAUGAUGCUCCAGAUGCCCAUCGUGGCCGUCCAGCGGUCGCGAUUCCUGCGGGGGAAGAGGACUCUUAACGUGCGUCUCCUGUUCUUCUCGAUUAUGGACUCGGCUUGCUAA
This is a messenger RNA of Aspergillus thermomutatus, 1560 nucleotides long. RefSeq names its product putative sterol o-acyltransferase (APE2). The record is from RefSeq and is a predicted model, not a curated record. Gene Ontology annotation, molecular function: ergosterol O-acyltransferase activity. The transcript is spliced from 4 exons. Gene Ontology annotation, cellular component: endoplasmic reticulum membrane. Bases 1 to 1560 code for a protein of 519 amino acids. Gene Ontology annotation, biological process: ergosterol metabolic process. Lineage: Eukaryota; Fungi; Ascomycota; Eurotiomycetes; Eurotiales; Aspergillaceae.